AUGCCGAGCAGUCCGAUGGCGGCAGCAGUUGCCUACGGCACGACCCCUGGGCCCCAGCACGCCAGCCGCCCGAACCUGGCGCCGCUUCCCCAGCUGGCCGACUCGCUGGCACCUCUCGCUGGCCCUGUCGACGGCAGGCCGGACCGCUUGCUGCCUUCUCCUUCGUCCACGAGGCUGGACGGCGGCAAGGCUCGACCGAAUGACAAUCGCCCGCUCUCGAAUCGCCUUUGA
Drechmeria coniospora is the source of this 231-nucleotide messenger RNA. RefSeq lists its product as uncharacterized. The record is from RefSeq and is a predicted model, not a curated record. Bases 1 to 231 code for a protein of 76 amino acids. Lineage: Eukaryota; Fungi; Ascomycota; Sordariomycetes; Hypocreales; Ophiocordycipitaceae. The transcript has a single exon.